AUGCCUAUCGUCUGCUCAGACUUUGAAAAAUCGGGCAAGUUUACUCUAAUUGAGUUUUUUGUAUUAGCCCUAAAAAAUAUGUCUCAUUAAUAAUUUUAAUCAUUGUUUUAAAAAAUUUCAGCUUCUAGUUUUAAGCAAACCACUCUUUAGCGAAUUUAAAUUUCUUAGAUUAUGCCAUAAAAAUUUAAAAAAAAAUUAAAGGAGCAUACAAUUUCAUUAUUUUCAACAUCGAUUCUAUCGUUUUUGUUCAAUUCAAAAUCCGAACGAUUAAAAUUGCACCCAAACUCAUUCAAUUUUUUUCGAGCACUGUCUGGAUCUAAGGUUAAUAGCUUUUCAAGUGGAUUUUGAUUUAUUUUUGGUAAUUUUUUAAUUGAAUAA
This is a messenger RNA of Blepharisma stoltei, 378 nucleotides long. The record is from the annotation of a GenBank genome assembly. Lineage: Eukaryota; Ciliophora; Heterotrichea; Heterotrichida; Blepharismidae.